Messenger RNA from Cutaneotrichosporon cavernicola, 1275 nucleotides. RefSeq lists its product as uncharacterized. The record is from RefSeq and is a predicted model, not a curated record. Gene Ontology annotation, molecular function: hydrolase activity, acting on carbon-nitrogen (but not peptide) bonds, in linear amides. The transcript is spliced from 6 exons. NCBI's taxonomy places the organism in Eukaryota, Fungi, Basidiomycota, Tremellomycetes, Trichosporonales, Trichosporonaceae. The coding region runs from base 1 to 1275 and encodes 424 amino acids.
AUGGCACCAGAACCGUCUGAGCCGCGCACCGUCGUCCAUGUGGACCCGUUCAAGACCGAGGUCGGACAGAAGGGCCUGCACAACCGCUGGCACCCCGACAUUCCCGCGUACUGCAAGGUUAAGCAGGGCGAGGUGUUCAAGGUCGAGUGCCAUGACUGGACAGGCGGACAGAUUAGUAACAACGACAAUUCCGAUGACAUCCAGAACGUCGACCUGACGCGCAUCCAUAACCUCUCUGGCCCGAUUGCCGUCGAGGACGCCCAGCCUGGUGACGUGCUUGUCGUCGACAUCUUGGAUAUCACCCCGUUCCCGAACAUGCAGUGGGGCUACACUGGCGUGUUUGAAAGGACCAACGGCGGUGGUCUGUUCUCAAACGACUUUGACAGCAAGGCUGCCAAGGCGAUCUGGGAUUUUGAGGGUGUCUACGCCGUGUCACGCCACAUCCCGGGCGUGCGCUUCGCCGGUAUUCCCCACCCCGGUUUGAUCGGCACCGCGCCGUCGCAGGAGCUGCUGGACACGUGGAAUAAGCGCGAGCGCGGGCUUGUGGCCGAGUACGGUGACCCGACCCCCGCGGUGGCCCUCGUGCCGAACGCUCAGGGCGCGUACAUCGGGCAGGAUAUCCCCGAUGACGUGCGCAAGCGUAUCCACGACGAGGGUGCGCGUACGAUCCCCGGUCGCGAGCACGGCGGCAACGUCGACAUCAAGAACCUGUCCCGCGGCUCGCGCUGCUACUUCCCAGUGUACAUUGACGGAGCGAAUUUGUCGUUGGGUGACUUGCACUUUAGCCAGGGUGAUGGCGAGUUGAGCUUCUGCGGCGCAAUCGAGAUGGCAGGUAUCGCAACACUUAAGUGCAGCGUCAUCAAGGAUGGGAUCAAGAAGCUCGGCGAUCUCAAGCAGCCCAUCUUCCUGCCCUCGCCCAUUGACCCGAUGUAUGCCCAGCAGAUCAUCUUUGAGGGUCUCAGCGUCGACGUCCACGGCGACGGGAAGCAGUACUCGAUGGACGCGACGGUCGCCUACAAGCAGGCAGCACGUAACUGCAUGGCAUACAUCCGCAAGCUGGGGUACAGCAAGGAACAGGCGCACCUCCUCCUCUCGGCUGCGCCGAUCGAGUCGCACGUCGCUGCCAUCGUCGACGUCCCUAACGCCUGCGUCACAAUGGGCCUGCCAACGGCCAUCUUUGAUCGCGACAUCCUGCCUACCGACGAUGGUAUCGAGACGCGCAAGUACACCAAUGCCGCGCUUCGUUCCGACGGAGUGCGGUGCAAACAGGAUUAG